This is a messenger RNA of Stegostoma tigrinum, 5804 nucleotides long. RefSeq names its product sodium bicarbonate cotransporter 3-like. The record is from RefSeq and is a predicted model, not a curated record. Lineage: Eukaryota; Metazoa; Chordata; Chondrichthyes; Orectolobiformes; Stegostomatidae. The coding region runs from base 78 to 3872 and encodes 1264 amino acids. Gene Ontology annotation, molecular function: sodium:bicarbonate symporter activity; monoatomic anion transmembrane transporter activity; solute:inorganic anion antiporter activity. Gene Ontology annotation, biological process: regulation of intracellular pH; monoatomic anion transport; bicarbonate transport. Gene Ontology annotation, cellular component: plasma membrane; apical plasma membrane; basolateral plasma membrane. The transcript is spliced from 28 exons.
UUAACGGGGAAGGGGCGGAGUGACAUCAGCGACUCGGCUAACCGACCGAGAGAGUGAGGAGAAAAAGCGAGGUGAUCAUGGAGGAGGACCGUGGAGAGCAGAUGAGACCUUUAUUGACCAUGCGACAUGAUGAAGAAGCUAUUGUGGAUUUGGGCAAAACAAGCACAAUUGUCAAUACAAACUUUGAGAAAGAAGAACUAGAGAGUCAUAGGGCAGUGUACAUAGGGGUUCAUGUUCCUCUUGGUAGACAAAGCCGAAGGCGACAUAAGCAUCGUGGUCAUAAGCAUCAUCAUAGAAAAAAGGGAAAAGAGAAGGAAUCUGAUAAAGAUGAUGGAAGAGAGUCUCCCUUGUAUGAUACCCCAUCUCAACGUGUCCAGUUUAUCCUGGGGAUAGAGGAUGAUGAUGAGGAGCAUAUGCCACAUGAUCUCUUUACAGAACUAGAUGAGCUUUGCUUCCGUGAUGGAGAAGAUUGUGAGUGGAAAGAAACUGCCCGAUGGUUGAAGUUUGAGGAAGAUGUGGAAGAUGGUGGGGAACGAUGGAGUAAACCCUACGUGGCUACCCUGUCUUUACACAGCCUGUUUGAGUUGAGAAGCUGUAUCCUAAAUGGGACUGUCAUGUUGGAUAUGAGAGCUAGCAGCACAGAGGAGAUAGCAGAUAUGGUACUGGACAACAUGAUAGCAUCUGAUCAGCUGGAUAAGAACAUGCGGGACAAAGUGAAGGAAGCUCUACUGAAAAAACAUCAUCACCAGAGCGAAAAGAAACUGAGCAAUCGAAUACCUAUCGUCCGCUCCUUUGCAGAUAUAGGGGAAGGCCUUUCUGCCUCCCGCCUUUCACUCCGUGCUGGCCUCUCUGCUUCAAGCCUUUCGUUAAGAGGAAGUUCUCGUUUUUCUGUUCCAUUUGGCUCCUUUAUGCCUGGUUCCAAAGGUGGAUCAUUAGCAGGUUCAAGGUGUGCAAGUCCUGUUCCCACCCCUCAAAACACACCACCCUCCACUCCAAAACUGGAGCAUCGCUAUCAGGGUCAAAGCCAGUUGCUGGUGUCUUGUGCCAGUGAGGAUAUUCCUGAUGUAAUAGUUCAUCCCCCUGAUGAAGAAUUUGAAGUGCAAGAAGGACAGGUGAAAGCACAUGAAGAAUAUGAUGAACAUAAAGCAGGACUUCUAGCAUCUCCCCAAUCUGCACCAGGUAUCUUGGAGACGAAGAGCAUUGAAAAAACAAUGGGUAAUAGUGCAAGUAGAGAAAACAGCACAGUGGACUUCAGCAAGUCUGAGUCCUGGCACUGUAAUUGUGUCACGCUUGGUAUGAGACUCAGGAGGUCAACAGUGGACAUGAAUUUCAUGAAAAAGAUUCCACCUGGUGCUGAGGCUUCCAAUGUCUUGGUGGGAGAAGUGAACUUCCUUGAGAGACCCAUCAUUGCCUUUGUUCGUCUGUCUCCUGCUAUUCUUCUUACAGGACUUACAGAAGUUCCAAUUCCAACAAGGUUUUUGUUUCUGAUGUUGGGACCAUCUGGUAAAGCACAGCAAUACCACGAAAUUGGUAGAUCAAUAGCUACCUUAAUGACAGACGAGGUUUUCCAUGAUGUUGCUUAUAAAGCAAAAGAUCGAACGGACCUGCUGGCAGGAAUAGAUGAAUUUUUAGAUCAAGUUACUGUUCUUCCACCCGGAGAGUGGGAUCCUUCAAUCCGAAUUGAGCCACCAAAAAAUGUUCCUUCACAGGAAAAACGGAAGUGCCCUCCUCCUGUUCCAAAUGGUCCACCGAUUACAAAUGGAACUACGAAUCAUGAAGAACAUCACACUGGACCAGAACUUGAGCGAACUGGAAGGCUCUUUGGUGGUUUAAUCCGUGACAUCAAAAGAAAAUCGCCGUUCUACUUGAGUGACUUCAAAGAUGCAUUUAGCUUGCAGUGCUUGGCAUCUAUUCUUUUCCUUUACUGUGCCUGUAUGUCUCCUGUCAUCACGUUUGGAGGGUUACUGGGAGAAGCUACUGAAAACAACAUAAGUGCAAUAGAAUCUCUCUUCGGGGCUUCGAUGACAGGAAUUGUGUAUUCCUUAUUUUCUGGACAGCCGCUUACAAUUUUGGGAAGUACAGGACCUGUGUUGGUGUUUGAAAAAAUAUUAUUCAAGUUGUGCAAGGAAUACGAGCUUUCGUAUCUCUCGCUUCGUGCCAGUAUUGGACUGUGGACUGCAUUGCUUUGCAUAAUGUUGGUUGCCACUGAUGCAAGUAGCCUGGUUUGCUACAUAACACGAUUCACAGAGGAGGCCUUUGCUGCUCUUAUUUGCAUUAUAUUCAUCUAUGAAGCACUGGAAAAGCUUUUUACUUUGGGAAAGAAGUUUCCAUUUAAUAUGCAGAAUAAUCCGGAAAUGCUUACACAAUACUCGUGUGCCUGUGUUGAACCAUUUAAUCCUUCUAAUAAAACCCUUGAUAGCUGGAAUCGAGAAAAUACAUCUGCAGAUAAUAUUUCAUGGAGGAACCUUACAGUUUCAAACUGUCGAAGAUACGGUGGAGUGUUUGUUGGACCAGCAUGUGGACAAAAUGGGCCCUAUGUGCCUGAUGUUCUCUUCUGGUCAAUUAUCUUAUUCUUUGCAACGUUUUUUCUCUGCUCCUUCCUGAAACAAUUCAAAACCAAACGUUAUUUCCCAACAAAGGUGAGAGCCAUUAUCAGUGAUUUUGCUGUGUUUCUUACCAUACUAAUUAUGGUAUUGAUCGACUUCCUUGUCGGAGUUCCUUCACCAAAGCUUGAAGUACCUGAUAAGUUUGAGCCCACUGGAAAACAUCGUGGUUGGUUUAUAGACCCACUUGGAGGUAACCCUUGGUGGACACUGCUUGCUGCUUUCGUACCAGCGCUGUUAUGCACUAUCCUUAUUUUCAUGGAUCAACAGAUCACUGCUGUUAUUAUUAAUAGAAAAGAGCACAAGCUGAAGAAAGGUUGUGGUUAUCACCUUGAUUUGUUGAUGGUAUCUAUUAUGCUGGGAGUGUGCUCGAUUAUGGGUCUUCCCUGGUUUGUGGCUGCCACCGUUCUCUCCAUCAGUCAUGUCAAUAGCCUAAAAGUGGAAUCAGAAUGCUCAGCACCAGGUGAACAGCCCAAAUUCCUUGGCAUUCGAGAACAGAGAGUUACCGGCUUACUGAUAUUCAUCCUGAUGGGAUUGUCUGUUUUUAUGACUUCAGUUCUGAAGUUUAUCCCAAUGCCAGUGCUUUAUGGAGUCUUCCUGUACAUGGGUGUUUCAUCUUUGAAAGGCAUUCAGUUUUUUGAUCGUAUAAAGUUGUUUGGGAUGCCUGCAAAACACCAACCUGACUUAAUCUACCUGCGUUAUGUUCCACUGUGGAAAGUUCACAUCUUCACAGUUAUUCAACUUAGCUGUCUUGUCAUUCUUUGGGUCAUCAAAACCACGGCUGCUGCAGUUGUCUUUCCCAUGAUGGUUCUUGCCCUGGUUUUUAUUCGGAAACUUUUGGACUUCUGUUUUACGAAACGAGAACUCAGCUGGUUGGAUGAUUUAAUGCCAGAGAGCAAGAAGAAGAAACUAGAAGAUAUGCAGAAAAAGAAGAAAGAAACGGAGAAAACGAAGAAUGGAUCUAAACUGCCAUGGGAAGCUCAAAGAAUGCUUGAAGUUGCAGAAAGUGGAACAGUACAACUUCCCUUAGAGGGUGGAAACAUUCUGAAGAUUCCAGUGAAAAGUAUUAAGUACAGCCCAGACGAUCCUUCUGUCGUAAACAUAUCUGAUGAAAUGGCCAAAACUGCUGUGUGGAAGGCCCUUGCUGUAAAUGCUGAGAAUGCAAAAGUUGUAAAACUUGAAGCAAGUCCUGAACAUACUACAGAAAUCAAAGUAAAUAUUGAAGAGGUGCCUCCAAGAAAUGUCCUUGAUGCUGAAACAUCUGUAUGAAGCAAGCUACAUCCUGAUUAAUCUGGAAAAACUUUCUUUUAUGAAAUCUACUACGUGAGCCACACCAAACCUCUGGAUCCUUUUCAGGAAGUGUGUUGGACCUAAUCAGUGUCUCAGUCAGAGUGAAAUUCUUCUGACCAGGGUUGUUUUACCCUUGUACUAUUCUGUCAACUGCAUUGCUAGCUACUGUUUAAAUCUUUACUUACAGGUUCAAUUAAAAUUUUUCGUGUAAAGUUAUGAAAAGUGAACAAGCAAUAAUCUAUUAGACAAGUUUUUUUUAAAUUAAAAAUCUGCUUACUGACAUUUGAAUUACUUGGUGAUGAUGGCAGAUGAUGUACUGUUUAAAGUAUUGAAAAUAGUACAUGAUGAAUGCAAGUAUACAGUCGAUACAAAAAGGUGUAAAUAUAUUGCUUAUUGACAUUCACGCACCAAUGUUGUAAGUAAUAGGUAAGAUCUUCAACCAAAGGCAGAUUUGAGCAUUUAUUUGUCAUUGAUCCUUCAGAAUUUUGUUGCUACUGGAUAACAAUGAGCUAGCAGGUGAUAACAAGUGUUGUGAUAGCAUGUGAUAGAUGAACAGAUGAGUAAAUUGGUAUAAUGUAUCUGAAGGGUGUGCAUCUAUUUACUAUACUGGUUGGUCGCUAUCCUUUUUAUUUACAAAAUGGUGCACUGGUUUUGCAAUACUGAUUUGAGACUCUCUGCAUCUGAACUGUUUACAUGUAACUUUAUUCAACAUGGUGUACUGUAGGCUUUAUUUAGCAUUGCAGUGUUAUAUGUUUUAUUUAUUUAUACUUAGACUCAAAUUUAUUGAGAAAUUUUCACACUAUAUGGAAAACAAAGAAGAUUUGGCUAAUUUUAUAAAGAUUGUUCUAGUAUUUUUCUUUGUACUUUAGAUAUGUAGAGUAACCAUUUUCUAUGGGCAGUACUGUAGUUAUAGCAUUAGAUCAGUAAUUCUAGAGCCAUCUCAGGAAAUCAAAAUCUUCCCACUGGUCCAUAUUGCCAUGCCUUGACACAGUUUGUAACGUUGUUUUGUCUUCCGGAUCAGAUGAAACUUCUAAAAAUAUUUCUUCAGAUCAGCCAUUUUCUUCCUCCAGUGAGACAAGUUCAUUUAUCUUCAGUCAAAAACAACAUGCCGGUGCAACACACACAAUUUUAUUCAUCAUUUGCAUUCAAUCAUUGCAAAAUAAUAGCCAAACAGCCAAAAUGCAGAAAUGGUUAUGUUGUGAAACAUUUUUGGUUUGUAUUCCAAUACUGAUUAUAUAGUUAAACAUAUGGCAAAUUCUGCAGAUAUUUUCAGCAGUCAACCAAUUUUCUGCUAUUUUAUUAAAUGUACAGAUUGUAAUCACUGUAACUGAAUAAUUGAGUUUGCAUAAUAUAAGGGAUGUGAAUUAUAGAAAAUUAUUUUAAUCGAGUGUCAGUUGGUGAACUGAAGUUUUCUAUUUAAUUUUUUAGGUUACUCUAAAGAAUAGUAUUGUGUUGAUACUGUUGAUCGUUAGAUGCUAAAUACAGUAUAAGAUUUUAACAGUUUGAAAAACUGGUUUCUGUCAGGGACAGUUUUGUCCCUUCUGUUUUUUUUUAAAUCUGCGGUUGAUAGUAAUUUUAUGUCUUCCUGUGUUCUGCUUAUUUAAUCACAGAACAAAUACAAUCCCUAGUAUUCAUCAAUUUUCAUAAAAUUGUCUAAGUUCAGAAAAUUAUGGUUAAAGUUUUUAUGACUAUUUCUAAGUACAGUAGUGAUUUCAUUUAUUUUUGUAAGGACACCCAAAGCAAUGUAAAAAUGUUAGUUGUCCAUGUCUUAGUUUAAAUGAUAUGUGUAUAACCCAGAUUUUGUUUUCUUUAAGGACAAUGUCCUGCCUUUAGUUGAAUAUUAGAGGAGAAUAACUAUUUUUUGUAAUGUCAUAUGUUAAUAAAAGCAAUAAAGUCUUUUAUUGUAUCAAA